Messenger RNA from Loxodonta africana (African savanna elephant), 4166 nucleotides. It is a transcript of the gene MSC, whose product is annotated as musculin. Gene Ontology annotation, molecular function: RNA polymerase II transcription regulatory region sequence-specific DNA binding; DNA-binding transcription factor activity, RNA polymerase II-specific; protein dimerization activity. NCBI's taxonomy places the organism in Eukaryota, Metazoa, Chordata, Mammalia, Proboscidea, Elephantidae. The transcript is spliced from 2 exons. Bases 237 to 869 code for a protein of 210 amino acids. The record is from RefSeq and is a predicted model, not a curated record. Gene Ontology annotation, biological process: regulation of transcription by RNA polymerase II; skeletal muscle tissue development.
GCAAUUCGCGAUUGCGCGCGCGCGGAGUCUGGCCCAGGGUGCAGCUUCUGGGCCGCGCUCUCCUGGGUGAGCAGCCGAGCACGCUUGCUCUGGCCGCCCCGCGCCUCCCGGCCCAGGUCUCGGGUCUUUUCCGUAGCUCUCCCUGGCCCCUGCCUCAGCGAGGGAGCUGAAGGCAGAGACGGCGAGACUGGCCAGGGAGAGAAAGGCGAGCGCGCGUGGGCUCGGGGAACGACGCGAUGUCCACCGGCUCAGUGAGCGACCCAGAGGAGAUGGAGCUGCGGGUGCUGCAGCGGGGGUACCCAGUUCCCGCCUCCACCGGGCCGCCCCUCCACGCCGCCGAGCGCAGCUACGCAUCUCCCAGUGACAACUCGUCUGCGGAGGAGGAGGACCCCGACUGCGAGGAGGAGCGCUGCACGCUGGGCGCGGCCGAGGGCCCAGGAGGCUGCAAGAGGAAGCGGCCCCGUGUGGCUGGGGGCGGCGGCGCAGGCGGCGGCAGCGGCGGCGCCCACGGCAGCGGCGGCAAGAAGCCUCUCCAGCCCAAGGGCUCGGCCGCCGAGUGCAAGCAAUCGCAGAGGAACGCGGCCAACGCCCGCGAGCGCGCCCGGAUGCGCGUGCUGAGCAAAGCCUUCUCCAGGCUGAAGACCAGCUUGCCCUGGGUGCCCCCGGACACCAAGCUUUCGAAGCUAGACACGCUCCGGCUGGCGUCCAGUUACAUCGCGCACCUGCGCCAGCUGUUGCAAGAGGACCGCUAUGAGAACGGCUACGUGCACCCGGUGAACCUGACAUGGCCGUUCGUGGUCUCAGGGCGACCCGACAAUGACACCAAAGAAGUUUCUGCAGCCAACAGACUAUGUGGAACAACCGCUUAGAUGGGACCAGAACUCACGGAUGGGAUUAUUCGUUAAAUGCGUGUGUUUGGGGGCCACGGAGAGAAGGGAGAGAGCACGAGAACCCCGGAGGAUGGGAAGAAAUUCUUUGGGAGUAACGAGGUUCCACUGGAUUCUCCCUGACCCCCCGCCCCCACCUUUCCCUGGGACUGUGAACACGAGAGGUGGCGGGCGCGGGCGUUCGGAGUGCGGGGGCCCCGGGGCGUGAAGGCAGUCCUUGCAGAGCGCGGACGGCCUCUGCUGCCGCCGAUCUGGGCGACCACGCUUUCUCUCUCUGGAAAGAGCCUCCUUCAGUCCUGAGAGCGCGGACCCAGACUCCAACCUCGGGUUUUAGCUGCGUGAACUAAGUCUCGCACUGGAGCCUGAGCCCGGCCCAAAGGGAUCAGUUGGUUCCAAGCUGAGCCAGUAAACAGUAUGUGAUGGCGCGAGUCCGCCCGGGCCAGGCCUUUCACGUCAGACCCUGGUUAGAGCGCUAUUUCGAUUGGCUUUAAAGACGGAAGCCUUGACUCGAGAGUCGCGUCGGGCUUGUCUUUAAGUUGUAAAGAGAGGAGCGUGGCAUAUCUGGGCCAGGCGGUGUCCUACCCAGCAGCUCCCUCCCAGCGAGCGGGACAGUCCGCCCCACACCUAGUGGAUGGAGACACGCUUUCCGAGAGCGCCGAGCCUCCUUUUGCUGAGGCUGCGUUCUGGCGCCCGGCGAGGAGCGCUUCUUCGGCGCGCUGGGCUUCCGCGCGGUGGUCGGGUCCCCCAAUCCUCGCAGGCCUCUACCCCCGAGCUCUGGCCUCUUCUCACCCAGGCUUCUGUUUAGCCCCAUCUUCUUCUAGAAUCGAGCCACUCUUCCUCCUUCCCCAGCCCUCAGCAGGCUCCAGUCUCCUCCCCAGGACUGAGCCUCCCUGCACUCUUCCCCUCUGGCUCCAUCCGUUCUCGAUCACCCCGAAGGCUUCGGAUUUCCCUCAUUACACCUCCCCUUCAAUCUUUAACCCCUGCCCCCAAGCGCUCACCUGCAGGCACCCCUGUUCUCGUCUGCGCGAAGGAGCGCUCCGGGUGGGCCACUGGGGCGAUCGGUGCCACCUGGGGCGGUUCGGUGCCACGUCACCCUGCUCUAGGGGAAUGCGCCUUCGUCCCGAAGCUGCACUACCACAGUAAUUAGUAAAUGUAAAUAAAUUUAUUUUUUUAUGAAUAAUAAAACUCAUUGUGAAAAUUUUGUGCCCCUGCGGGCUUCAGAAUGUGAUCUUUGCUGCCAAUUACUGAGAGGGUUUUGUCAAAAAGUGAACUUUAAAGGUGUGAGUCUUGGCUCUGGACAGGGCCUCGGGUCAUUGUCGCGCGGAUGAGGAUUUUCUGCAGGUGGAAUGGCGGUGACCACAUUUGGAUCACUGCGUUUCCAAUUUUAAUCAUUAAUCUCUCUGAUCCUGACCCUUUUUCUCCAGCCGGGGUUCUGGGAAGGCAAGAACUGGGGACUCAUGCCCUAAGAGCCUUUGGGGCCAGGGCUACGUUGAGAGACACACACCCCUUAAACUAAUACAGGUGCACACCUCUCACAAACGCACACACUGAAAGCUUCCUUCAGCCUAAAGCACACGCCAAUGCUUAAAAUUGCAAGUAGUUCACGAAUCCCCUAAAGCCAACCCACCAGAGUCCCACCUCAGGUUUAUCUGGCAGAAUAAAAACAAGAAGAGACACCAAUUUGUGUUUCAGUAGAGUUUUUCCUUUUUCAAGUUACGUUUAUAUACCGUUUUUAACUGUGCACCACAUCAUUUCCAUGUUAGUUCUUCCAUUUUCAUUGCGAUUUUUGCAAGAGUUAAUAACUUGGAAAACCCAGAACAACUUUGAAAACGCGGGUCUAUUUUAAAGCAACAUUCUCUUUGUAGGCGGAGUCCUGGUGGCGCAGCGGUAAGAAGCUUCGGCGGCUAACCAAAAGGUCAGCAGCUGCAAUCCACCGGGCGCUCCUUGUAAACCCUAUGGGUCAGCUCUACUCUGAGUCAGAAUGCACUCGACGGUUUUUCUUCCGAUCUCUUUAAAGAAUAUUUAGAAAAUUCAGAAAAGUUCGAAGAAUAAAACCACCUAAAGAACUUUCCGAUUUGAGAUUGUAUCCGUAUUUUAUAAAAGUGAAAAGCAGUUUUCUUGACCAGAGAGAAAACACAGUUGGAUUUUAGUUAGGAGGGGAAAACGGAGGUGGGGGAACAAAACAUCUCAUUUGAACCAAGCCAACCCCAAACUCCAGAGAAUUGCUUUUUGAGCCUAUAUUCUCGGCUUUUGCCUAACCCUGAGGAGGUAUCCUGCCUUUGGAAUUCAGUCUUCAGCGGCUUGACACCCGGUUGGGCUCUGGGUUUACGUGAGUCGGUCCCUGCGGCAACAGAGGCUUUGCGGUAAGAGAGAGCAGGGUGGAUAACUAUAACAGGAAAUUCUAGUCUGCUCAAAGACACUUUGCCUGUAUGUUCCGGGUUGUGGGCUUUGGGGAUAGGGUGGGGUGUCUUGCUAGAGGUCAGAUCUGAUCAAAAGCCGUUUCCAAAGCUUCCAGCAAGAAAACGACGCUGCGCAGUAAUUGGUCAAGACCAACCUGAAUGUCCAAGAAACCCACCUGGAAACUCAAGCUCUGCCACCAACUAUCCUUCACGUGCAAAUUGCUUAGCCCGUCUAAGCCUGUUUCCUCCUCUAUAAAAUGGGGGUAAUAAUAGUGCUGAUCUGGGUUAAGGAUAUUAAUUAACCCUCCUAAUAUAUAUAUAUAUUUUUUUUAAUAUAUAGUGAGAGUUCUGGUGGACAGAGCUCAGCUGGUAUCCAAAAGGUCGGCAUUUAGAAUCCAUUAGCUGCUCCUUGAAAACCCUAUGGGGCAGUUCUGCUCUGGCUUAGAGAGUCACUAUGAGUCGGAAUCAACUCGAUGGCAACGGGUUUGGUUGGGGUUUAAUGUGUAGUGAGAGGCACACUAAAUACUGGCAGGCUACCAGAGGAAACCCAGAGGCCAGAGGAUGGGCUCUGGCAAAAUGAAGACAUGUCAAACAGGUGGAACAUUUCAGGAAUCCAGUCUUUAAGGUUUGGUCCGGUUUUUAGAUUGGAUCACAACUGUAAAAGAGAAAUGUCCCACAAAAGCUGAAAAACAGAGAAAGUGUAACUAUCUAUAUGUGUCGUGAAAAACAGAGAACAAGUAUUUGAAUAAACAGGGAAAUAUUUAAGCAAAUACUCGCAAGUAAAGGAUAUUUUUAAAAUAUUUGUUUUUAUAAUUAUAUUCUUUCAAGGUAGUUUAGGGAUGAACUCAUAAAUCUCUUGCCCCUGUCCCCUUGUCCAUUA